CAUAAACCUUACAUUGGGUGGUGGUCUAGUAAAUUUGUUUUAUAUAGUUUUGAUUUUGUAUGGCUGCUACCUUGGCCAGGCCACUUUUAAAAUACAUUUCUAAUCUCAAUUGGAACUUCGCAGUUAAAUAAAGGCAAACACAUUUUUUCCCCCUUUUUUCAUCAAAAUCAAGCUACUGGUUCCCAAAGUCAUUGGUCUGUGUUUUUUAAAUGCCUUUUAAAUGUGUGUUUGAAGGCCUUAUAAUUUUAAAACCAUUUUUAAGUGCCUUAUCUAUGAUCUUUUUAAGUUUUGUAUUGCUUAAUUUAAAGAUCUAAUUACAAUUUCAGAGUUACCACAAUGCAAAAAAUACUCCAUAAUGAGUCCCUGAUUAAAAAUUGUACUUAUAAUUGUACAAAAAUGUACAAGAGAUGUCAGUGAAUUAUUCUAAAUACUCAUAUAUAAUGUUAACAUACCAUAUAAGCAAAUUUUAAUUGUAUUACAUGAUUUAGAUUUUACUUUUUGGGCAAUUUAAAUCAUCAUAAUAUUAAUUUUUAUGCUGUUUCUUAUACAUGUGUUUGUUACAAGUAGUGUUUAUAGCUGUAAAAAAGUAAAGGAUGCAUAUGUUCCUUCAUAAUUUGUUCAUGAGUAAAUGUGGUUUUGUGAAUGUCACUUUUUAUUAUUAGAGGCUCUGACAGUAAGUGAUGACGCAGUGACGGUGUUUUAAAGGAAAUGCUGUGGCUGACAGCUUUGCGCUGGACUUUGCUUUUGUUUUAUGGCUCUGAGCUGCUGAUAUGUUGACGCCCAGUGAGCACUUUGUUUGCUCGGGUCUGCUGUUGUGUCAGUCUGUGCGUCUGCCCGAAGAAGGCUCUUGUUCGAGAUGUCUCGGUACCACAAAGCGGCAGUCGAUGGCUACUUGGACCUGCUGAAGGAGGCCACAAGGAGGGACCUGAACAUUGCGGAUGAAGAUGGCAUGACUCCCACUUUGCUUGCUGCUUUCCAUGGACAUGUUGAUGCUCUCCAGCUCAUUUGCAGCAGAGGAGGAGACCCCAACAAGAGCGACAUCUGGGGAAACACGCCAUUGCACCAUGCUGCAGCGAACGGCCACAUGCACAUCCUGAGUUUUCUGGUCAACUUUGGUGCCAACGUUUUUUCCCUGGACAAUGAAUUCCACACAGCAAUGGACGUGGCUGCCUCUCGUGACCGCAUGGACUGCGUGCGCUUCUUAGACGCUGCCGCGUCGCAGCAGACCAACCAGAAUCCCAAGAAGGUCGCCACUCUGAAGAAGGAGGCUGUCAAGGAAGCAGAGAAACAAGUUAAACUCUGUGAGAAGGUGAAGAAGAAACACCAGAGCAAGAUGGAGAAAAUGCACCAUGGAGCAAGCAACACUGGGACUGUGUCAGAGGCCAGCAUGGCGUCAUCCUUCUCAAACGGUGGUACCAUGUCUGGCAUCAGUGAACAGUUCUCCGAGCUUAAGGUUAAAUCUGGCUCAGUUAAAAGCGGGGUGAUAGGCACCCUCCAAAAGAAGCUUGGAAGGAAAGACAAAGGCACACUGCAGAGACCAGAAGGGAAUGGGAAUGUUAUUUUUCUCAAGCCGGAGAACAGAACAUUGGAGAAGCCAGAGUUUCUGGGUGUCUUCAGUGAGCAUGAUGAAAACAUGUUUGAUGAGGAAGGAAUGGGGGAAUGUGACGAUGGUGAAGAAUCAGGUGAAGCCAAACAGUCUAUCUUCAACCGUCCUGGUCUUGGAGGUCUGAUUUUCAUGAAGAAGAUGGAGUUGGAGUCAGAUGAUGUGCCCAGGGGGAACGAUGAGAACCUUGGCUACCUCGUUCAGAACACGUUGUUUGAGGCAGAGGAGGUUGCUGAUGGCUACGAGGAGAAUGGUGACACUAAUCUGCCUUGGGAUCAGGAAGAUCUGGGUCUGGAUGAUGAUGAAAACGAUGAAACUUCUCCUCUGGAUGUUUUCUUGUCUGCUGUUUCCUGCCCAGAGUUUGCCCUCGCAUUUCACAGAGAGCACCUAGACCUGGAGGCGCUCAUGCUUUGCUCUGAUGAAGACCUGAAAAGCAUUCGCAUCCAGCUUGGCCCCAGGAAAAAGAUCCUGGAAGCUGCUGCUCGCAGAAAGAACACGCUGGAAGCUCCUGGACUCAUGAAGGACAGCUGCUUGUGAUCCAAAAAAGCAUGAACAGAGAUUUAUAUUCCUACAAUUAACUUAACAUUUUCAUCUGUAUGUUUUGUAAAGAGAGAUUUUUGAUUUUCUGUAUAAAAUCAUUCAGCAAAUCAUUGCACCAAAAGCAUAUAAAGUUGUUAAUAGAGGAUUGUGCACUGCUUUGUUUGUAAUGUCCAUGGCCUAUGCAAUAUGAGAGUCAGUGAUAGGCCACUGUCUGUAUAUCUGGUUGAAAAAAUAUGGAAUAAAAAGUAUCUAAAAUAAAAGAA
Molecule: messenger RNA, 2406 nt
Organism: Solea senegalensis (Senegalese sole)
Lineage: Eukaryota; Metazoa; Chordata; Actinopteri; Pleuronectiformes; Soleidae
Gene: anks4b
Product: ankyrin repeat and sterile alpha motif domain containing 4B
Exons: 2
Coding region: 857-2140 (427 amino acids)
Molecular function (GO): protein binding
Source: RefSeq, a predicted model, not a curated record